AUGUUCAAAAACAGCUAUCAGAGUGGCUUCCUGUCAAUCCUUUACUCCAUCGGCAGCAAGCCGCUGCAGAUAUGGGACAAAGAAGUCCGCAACGGCCACAUCAAGCGUCUGACGGACCCUGACAUCCAGUCCAGUGUGCUGGAGAUCAUGAGCUCGAACGUCAGCACCACCUACAUCACCACGCCUGCGGACCCCGCGCAGACGCUGGGGAUCAAGGUGCGGCCCGCGCGUGCGUAUGUGCGCGCGCGCUUCUCCAUCUGCUUGGCAGCUGCACGCGUUGCCGACGAGGAAGGAGGGCAAGGUCCCUGA
Molecule: messenger RNA, 309 nt
Organism: Monoraphidium neglectum
Lineage: Eukaryota; Viridiplantae; Chlorophyta; Chlorophyceae; Sphaeropleales; Selenastraceae
Product: putative UPF0468 protein C16orf80 like protein
Exons: 2
Coding region: 1-309 (102 amino acids)
Biological process (GO): positive regulation of cell motility; regulation of cilium beat frequency involved in ciliary motility; cilium assembly
Cellular component (GO): ciliary basal body; motile cilium
Source: RefSeq, a predicted model, not a curated record